AGGCAUAUAAGCUCUAAUUUCAUGGGGGUGCGGCUCCUCCGGCUGAUUUUUUCCUUGUUCUCGCGUCUCUGUGCCCCUCACCUUUUUGUGCAAUCAAUCGUCUGAGGGAGGGCGAGAGAGCGUGGACUCCGUUGUAAUCGCCCCUUGUUAGACUUUGGUGGAUCGGCGAGUAGCGGCGGUGCGGUGGCGAUGGCUAAGAAGAGGAAAUCGGACGCGUCGAGAUUGGAUGAGGUUGAUCGGACCAUGUACUCGACCUUCUGCAGCGCUGCGAACUCUCUUUCGCAGAUUUACACGCAGGCGAUGAGCCAGCAGAAGCUCGCUUUCCAGGCCGGCGAGCGCCACGGCUUGGAGAAAAUCUACCAGUGGAUUGUAAGGCAACAUGAAGAAGGUUCCAGAAUUACAUUAGCUGAUAUAGUUGGCUAUUUGCAGAAUGAGAUUGAUGAUGGUGGACAUGAUACAUCAGCAUCUCCAAGAGUGCAUUACGCUGGCCAGCAACCCCAAGCUGCCUCUCCCCUAUUAACCCUAAACAUGCAGACCCCUAAUGGCCUACAUGGUUCUUCAACCGUCGGGUUUCCAACUCGAUCAUCCAAUCAGGCUGAACAAUCAAAGAACUCAGUCUUUUCAAAUGCUCUUUCAAGCCCUGUUCGUAGGAGUCUCCAACCAUUUCAGCUUGCUCAAGCUGAUGACUUCUAUUUGGCCGGCGGCACCAUGCCUUCUGGUGCAGGAGCUCGGACCAACGAUGGCAACCGGGAGACCAACUCCCAUGAUUCAUCCAUGGACAUGCAUUCAGAUAGUCCAGCCCAUGACUCAUAUUGAGGAAAUCAAGAAAUUAGUUGUGAAUAAAAUUGCUUGGAGGACAUGCUCUGCCUAUUGCUGUGAUGAAUUUCAAGGGAAAAAAAAA
Molecule: messenger RNA, 901 nt
Organism: Phalaenopsis equestris
Lineage: Eukaryota; Viridiplantae; Streptophyta; Magnoliopsida; Asparagales; Orchidaceae
Exons: 4
Coding region: 190-816 (208 amino acids)
Source: RefSeq, a predicted model, not a curated record